CCCACGAGCAGAACGGCUGCCGCUUCCUGCAGGACCAGCUCGACUUGCGCCACAAGCCGCAUGUCGACCUCAUCUUCGAGGCGACCAAGGAGGACGUCGUCUCCCUCGGCAUGGACCCGUUCGGCAACUACCUCGUGCAGAAGCUAGUGCAGUACGGCACCGGCGAGCAGCGCGCCGCACUCAUCGACGGCACGGUCGAGCGGAUGGUCGAGGUCGCGCUCAACGUGCACGGGACGCGCGUGGUGCAAAAGAUGGUGGAGUGCGCCGACAGUGCCGCCCAGCAGUCGGCCCUGUGCGCCGCGCUCUUGCCCUCGAUCAUGCAGCUCAUCCGCGACAUGAACGCGAACCACGUGGUGCAGCGCUGCCUCGCCGCGCUGCCCGCCGAGCUGGCCGCGGGCAUCUAUGACCGCGCCGUCUCGGAUUGCCUCGCCAUCGCGACGCACCGGCACGGCUGCUGCGUGCUGCAGCGCUGCCUGGACCACGCCCCGGCGCCGCACCGCGAGGAGAUCAUCGGCGAGGUCGUGCGGCUCGCGCCCAAGCUCGUCGUCGACCCGUUUGGCAAUUACGUCUACAUCCUCGACUUGCGCCAGCCGCCGCUCACGCACGCGAUCGUGCAGGCGCUGCGCGGCGGCUUCGCGGAGCUCUCCCUCCAAAAGUUCUCCUCCAACGUGAUCGAAAAGUGCCUCAAGUCGGGCGACCCGACCGCAGUCGCGGUGGUCGCCAACGAGCUGACCGCGUCCGAGGCGUUCGCCACGCUGCUGCACGACCCGUUCGCAAACUAUGUCAUCCAGACCCUCCUCACCGUCGGCAAGGACGACGUGGUCGCCCUGCUCGUCGCACAGAUCACGCCGCACCUGCCCACCCUCCGCUCGACCCUGUACGGAAAGCGCAUCCAGGCCAAGCUCCUCAAGCGCUGCCCCGCCACAAAGGCGGCGCUGCCCCAGCGCUGACGGCGCGGACACGGCGCGGACACGGCGGAUGGUGCGGUGCGGAGACGGCGCGGAUGGCGCGGAAGCUGCGCUGACGGCGCGGCUGCGCGGCGGGGGAGUGACACAUUAGGAGAGAGGCGGUGCUUGCGGGGGCGGGGCGGGGUCGAGGAGUUUUGGGGUGCACAUUUGCUGCGGGCGCGGUGCCGUCGCCCCUUUGCGCAUGCCGUGUGCCGCUUGGGGCGCACCACGAGAACAGCAUGGCGGGCCGCGGAAUUGUGCGCAUGAGUACUAUGUCGCGGGGAAAUCUCGCAAGCGCCUCUCGAGUCCGGUGCGUGGGCGCGGCCCCGCGCUGCGGCCGAGUGGGUCUUGCUUGAUGUGUGGCUUUCUCGCGGGUUUUUAAACGCAGAACAAUCGAUACACUGUGUUCG
Emiliania huxleyi CCMP1516 is the source of this 1357-nucleotide messenger RNA. RefSeq lists its product as hypothetical. The record is from RefSeq and is a predicted model, not a curated record. Bases 111 to 950 code for a protein of 279 amino acids. The transcript is spliced from 6 exons. Lineage: Eukaryota; Haptophyta; Isochrysidales; Noelaerhabdaceae. Gene Ontology annotation, cellular component: cytoplasm. Gene Ontology annotation, molecular function: mRNA binding. Gene Ontology annotation, biological process: post-transcriptional regulation of gene expression.